Molecule: messenger RNA, 1524 nt
Organism: Penicillium maclennaniae
Lineage: Eukaryota; Fungi; Ascomycota; Eurotiomycetes; Eurotiales; Aspergillaceae
Exons: 3
Coding region: 1-1524 (507 amino acids)
Source: RefSeq, a predicted model, not a curated record
AUGCCUCGCCCGGAGAUCUACUUCGAGGGAGAGUCGGAGGAGUCCGACUUCUCGGAGACUGACAUGUCCAUCCGCGGCCGCAACGGCCGUACAUCCUUCCACCGCCGCUCCGUUUCCCGCCACCGCCGUCCGGAGGUCGCAAGAGAGGCCUAUUUGGCUCCAGUGCAGCAGACUACACGAGUGUACCGAUCAGCCUCAACAGGCGGCCGCCGACCGCGCGAGCGUGAAAGCACUCCGGCGGUGAUGAUCGUGAAUGAGCAGGCGACCCGCACCAGCAACGCCAACACCAACAAGCCUCGAAGAGUACAGCAGAGGGUGUACGAUGAAUCUGAUGAGGAGAUCCCGCGCUCGUCACGACGACGUGCCGCCAGCGGCGUCUCUCGUGAAGCAUCACCCCUCCAACAGCAACGCGACUAUGAGCUCCUGAUGAGCCAACGCUUGCUUGAGAAGAGUGAUCUCCAUCAGGAUAUGGAGAUCUGGAAGCAUCAGCAGGAGAUCGAGCGUCUGGAACGAGAGCUUGAGAGGACUCGUGAGAAGAGCACGACGCCACGCCAAAUCGUUGCUGCACCUGUUGCACCUAUUGCACCUGCACCCCCGCCUCCGCCUCCCGCCCGUGAGUCCCGUCUGCUGCGCGACGAGGAGGAGUGGUAUGAGGAGGAGAUUAGUGAACGCCUGCGUCGCUUACAGCGAAUCGAGCGCAAGAACCGAGCCGAGGAGGAACGAAAGCAGGCGGAGCACCGUUGGCGACUUCAGAAAUUUGAGGAGGCGGAGAAAGAGGCAGCCAAUCGGGAAGAGUUGAAGGCUAAGCUGAAGGCCGAGAAGUUGAAGGAGAUUGAGCGGCAACAGGAGGAGGAGAAGGAGCGUGAGAGGAUUAGACGCGAGCUCGAGCAGCAAAAGAUGAAGGAGCUUCAGAAGGCGAAGGAGGAAGAGGAGGAACGGGAGAGGCUUAGGAAGGAGAUUCUCGCGGAGGAGGCUCGCAAGGCUGCGGAGGCUGCCGAGGAGAAAAAUAAGGAGUUGGCUUUGAAGGCGGCUGCUGUCGCGGAAUGGAAGGCCGAGCAGGAGCGUAUUGCUCAGCAGAAGAAGGAGGAAGAUGAGAAGAAAGAUAAAGAAUUCCGCGAGCGACUGCGUAUCGAGUUCGGAUACUCCGAGGAAGAGAUCGAGGAGAUCCUCAAGAAGAGAAAAGAAGGCAAGAAGGAAGAAAAAGAACAAAAGAAGAUCGAGGUGGAGGAGACUAAGAAGACCACAUGGAUCAAGGUCCACCGCAAGCACCUUCUCCCUGAGACUCUGAUGGCUUACAGUCUGCCUUGGGACUGGGAUGAGCGCGACACCAACUACAUCAUCAUCAAGCGUUGGAUCACAGAAGACUUCCAAGAAGAGCUCUUCGCGCACACACGCCGCCUACGUGAAGGCAAAGUCAUCGCGCAAACCUCCAGCUCAACCACCGAGCUCAGGGUCAACGACCGCAACAAGGACAAGAUGUACUUUGUGCGCAAGAAGAGCCCAAGGUUGCGCAUUUUCGCAUGA